Molecule: messenger RNA, 3615 nt
Organism: Corticium candelabrum
Lineage: Eukaryota; Metazoa; Porifera; Homoscleromorpha; Homosclerophorida; Plakinidae
Product: CUB and sushi domain-containing protein 3-like
Exons: 15
Coding region: 15-3467 (1150 amino acids)
Biological process (GO): proteolysis
Molecular function (GO): protein binding; serine-type endopeptidase activity
Source: RefSeq, a predicted model, not a curated record
GCUAUGACCUAAAUAUGGAUAAAAACAUUCAAAGAUUUACUCGAACUUGCUUACAACUCUAUAACCCUCACGAAUGCAAAGGAACGUGGAGCGGAAAACCACCAUGUUGUAUACCAAGGUCGUGUCCGGAUCCUAACAAUUCCAACUUCACAAAUGGACGCAUGCAAGGGAAUGCGUAUUUUUACCCAAUGACAAUCUCACUAAAGUGCAUAAAUGGUCACGAACUCGUUGGCGGAGGACCCUACUUUCAGUGCAAUCAAAGUGGUCAGUGGCAUGAAGUAUCAAAACACAGUAACGAGGCAUUAAACCAGCCAACAGAAAGAAUCAAUUCAGAACUCGAAAAAGUCAAGAAUUGCAUAUCGCCAAUACCAGAAACAAUCAGAACAAAACACUUUUUACCCAAAGUGAGACAAUUCCCUACCUGCCAACCUGUAUGGUGUGGACGACCUCCUUUGCUACUGAAUGGGAGGUAUGAAGGACACGUCUUUACCUACGGAGCGAUGGUACUCUACCACUGCAACGUGGGAUACUGUCUCGUUGGAACCAAUACCUCCAUUUGUUUGAAAGAAGGUUACUGGCUUUCAAACACACAGAGAAAAUGUCAAAUUCUGAAAUGUCCUAAUUUACAAUCGAUAUCAAAUGGUUCAGUUUCGGUGUCGUCAAACUUUUUGGGCGGAACGGCUACUUAUCAAUGCAAAAUUGGCUUUGAUUUGAUUGGUUCUCGUACAAGAUCGUGCCAGGAACAUUCAUCAACGCAUUGCAGCUUGACAUGGACUGAAAAUCCACCAACAUGUAGAGCUAAAGAUUGCGGUGAUCCGGGUGUCAUUAGUCGUGGAAGAAUAGCCGUGAUCCAAGGAGACGGAAGGCGAUAUCCAAGUUACAUCCAGUUUAUAUGUAGUCUAGGAUAUCAAAUUGUCGAAGGCACAGAGUUUAUGACAUGUUCAAGUUCAAAAUUGUGGAAGGGAAAACGGCCAAAGUGUCAACCUGUUUAUUGUGGUGAGUUGGAACAACCCAAGCAUGGCGAAAUUAUAGGCAACAACUUCUAUUUUGGAGAAUCCGUGACGUUUUCUUGCAAUAGAGGAUACAUGAUGAUAGGAAAAAAGACAUCAACGUGCGAGGCGUCUGGUACAUGGACCAAUACGCCACCCAGAUGUAUUGAAACGAGAUGUUUUCCAAUUCAAAGACAAAAACACGGUCGUGUUGUUGGAAACGGCAACAAAAUUGGGUCUGUUCUUGUAUUUAAAUGUACGCUAGGAUAUGCCCUGAAGGGAUCUUCAACACUUCACUGCGUCCAAAUCAAAAAUUUACCAGCAAAAUGGAACAUGCCCAUACCGGAAUGCCAAGGAAUACGGUGCGAGCCCUUACAGCCUCCUGAAAACGGGUUUAUCAGUGGCAGGAGUUACACGUUUCCGAAUUAUGUUGUGUAUGUAUGUAAAGAAGGAUACAGACUUAUUGGAGCAUCAAAACGCAACUGCAAUGCAUCUGGACAAUGGAGAGGAUUAGCGCCAAAUUGCCAACGUACUACAUGCCCAUCAAUUCAAAACCCGCUAAAUGGAGAAUUGGUUGGCGAUGAUUUUUCUGUAAACUCUACAGUUCAAUUCGUUUGUAAUGCCGGAUAUGCUGUGCGAGGUUCGUCUAAGUCUACCUGCCUUUUGCAAGGAAUGUGGUCACAUGACCCUCCAACAUGCCAAAUUAUAAAAUGCGCAUCACCGCCUAGACCAAAGUUUGGUAAAGUAUUUGUUUCGCAAACUCAUGUCCGAAGCGUUGCUCGGUACUCUUGCUCAAUUGGGUACAGGCUCGUUGGCGUCACUCACAGGCAAUGUAGACAAACCUCUAAGUUUACUGUCGAAGCCACGUGGAGCGCUGAGCCUCCCAAAUGUAUUCCUGUGAGAUGUUCUACACUACAUGCUCCACUAAACGGAAAAAUUGUUGGUGGCAAUUUCUAUUAUCCAAAUUUCGUGCUUUACUCGUGUGACUAUGGAUACCAGAUACUUUCUGGUAACAGCACUAGAAAAUGCAACGAAAUAGGAAAAUGGACAGGCAUUGCGCCUUUGUGCAAAGGUGUUUGUGAAGUUGCAAGACCUAAUUGUUCAAACGCUGAGAUUUGUGCAGCAGACAGCGACGGCAGUGCAACGUGUAUAUGCAAAUCGCGGUCUGCUUGUCCAUUAGAUGUCAGACCGGUCUGCGGUUCUGAUGGGAGAACUUAUAUAAACAAGUGUUUAUUGGAAGUCGAGGCAUGCCUGUUUGGAUCAGAUUCAUUAAGAAUGAUUAGUCAAGAAGCUUGUGAGUUCUCUUGUCAUGUCUGCCAUUCAAAUGCUGAUUGUGUGGAAAAUACCAAUUGCAGCUGCAAACCUCGUUUUAUUGGUGACGGAAGAGAAUGUUGUUUUGAAGAAUUGAUCAACCAGGUGGCGUUACUUGGAUCUGCAGCAUGGUUCGAUUGCCAAGAAUCGUGCGAUCUUCCGUUUCGUUCUACUCAAUGGUACUUGAAUGGUCAACUUCUAGACCACUUAGAUACUAAAUCUAGAUUUGCGGUUUCAACAAACGGACAAGGACUUUCAAUUACAAAACUAAAGUUAGAAGAUGCUGGUGAGUAUACAUGCAAGGUGACAAGCUACAGGAUUACUUACGAACGACAUGGACAUUUGGAUGUCAUCGAUCCAAGCAACCAAUUUUCGACAAUUUCUCCAUGUUCAUCCGAUUGUGGGAAAAGUUGUGCUAGAAAGCCAUUUGUUGCUGGUGGCGACACGACUAGUCCUGGUGAAUUCCCAUGGCAAGCAAUGCUGUGUUCUCCUCGGUUGGGACAACAUUGUGGAGGAGUUCUCAUUUCAGAGAGAUGUGUGCUAACAGCAGCACAUUGCUUAAAGUAUCAGAGCAUUAAUAGAAAAACUAUCACAGUUUGCUUGGGCAAACAUUGCGGCAAUUGCUCCGAAUCUGAUUCUCUCUCCAAUUCCGUUUGUUCCAAUUCAUCGUCGAUAAUCAUACAUCCAAAUUUUAAUCAAACUUCUUACGACCAUGAUAUUGCCGUUUUGAAACUUGCUCGUUCGGUUAACUGCAAUUGUCGAACGAUCAUGCCUGUGUGUCUACCAGACAAGACAAGAGAUUCGUCAUACAUCCGUGCUCAACAAAACGGCAUCGUCACUGGAUGGGGUCGCGUCAAUUCGACUGUCAGCAGAUCUAGAUGUUUACGUAAAUGCGACGUCAGGUUAAAAUCUCGCCGUCUUUGUCAAAUAAAGCAUCAAGGUUACCAAAUAACUGAGAGCAUGCUGUGUGCUACUGAUUACAACGGUGCCUGUGAAGGAGACAGUGGCGGACCUCUGGUGGUAAAGAACAGAAAGUUUGGAGGUCGCUAUGUGUUGGCAGGAGUUGUGAGUUGGGGAAUUGGUUGUGGCGAAAAGACAAAGUUUGGAGUCUACACAGAUGUGAUCAGUCAUCUUGACUGGAUCAAGUCGACUUGUGGCAUCAACUGAAUAUUGCAGUUUAUAGAGAUUAUCUCGUUUCUAAGGAAGACAAAGAACUUUGAGUUUUCUUUCUGCUUUUUUGCAUGCUUGCGUUCGUCUGUUUAGACGUAGAAAAGGUUAAUGAAUCGUGAAAACAAGAAUAUAGCAAAGUCUUCGC